This is a messenger RNA of Periconia digitata, 937 nucleotides long. NCBI's taxonomy places the organism in Eukaryota, Fungi, Ascomycota, Dothideomycetes, Pleosporales, Periconiaceae. The record is from the annotation of a GenBank genome assembly.
AUGUCACCUAUACGACCAAAAUCUGGGGCGCCCAAAAAGGGCCCAUCGAUAUCCGGAGGUAUCUUGAAACGCCAAAAGCAACCUAGGGUACCCAAGAAAAAUAUCAAACAGUUUACGAAGUCGCCAAUGACUAUAGAGGACAUCAUGAAGGUGUACAGGAUAAUUAUCUCAACUGCAGUCCAUCACUAUAGCAAAAGAAAGCUAGUUAAGAUUGAAGAGUCUGGGACUGUUCACAAGAAGAAGCGUCCAGGUGUGCCUGUCUACGUUGCCACAGCGGGACCGGGCAGCGAAAAGACCACAUCCACCGCUCCGGCGCAUCUUGUCAAGAAAUACGGCCAAGAACUGGGUAGCAGGCUGUACAAAGCAUACAAAAUGCUCGACAUGUGCGACUGGAGCAUGCUGGUGAGUCUUGAACCUGCGCGUGCUAAGCUUGCUGACUUUCACGCAAAGGUAGACUGGAUUUACUGCGUCCCCAAUCGCGAUUUCAUCAUGACGCUUGGGUGUGAGGAAGACGAAGAAGAAUACGGAACCGAGGUAGCGCACUCGGUUCUUCGUAUCAAAGAUGCUGCCGGGCAUGUGACCAUCUCGGACUUCACCUUGGAACAAUUCGGGUGGAGCAGCGAUGACUUCUUUUUGCCUAUGGAGACCUUUUUCGAUCGGUUUGCCGAGUCGCGCAAGUGGAAGGUGACUGAUUCGAAGGCGCUGGAAGGUCCUGAAAAUCCCUAUGAGCGUGCUUAUGUCGAGCUCAUCAGGAACCUCUGCGCAAAUGUCGAUUGGGAUAAGAUGGAGGCGUUGGGAGAAGAGGCGAGGUCCAGCCUCUUGCGGCGAAAAACAGUUAAAGCCAUCAAGGGUCAUUAAAUUGAGACAAAUCGCAAACCCACCUCGGCCUUCCACCGACGGGGCGGAGCCUGAGGGACAGGGCGCGCAUGCCAAUGCU